AGGAAGGCAAACAGAGAGAACCAGUACCCAAGAACACACCCACACCUGGCAACAUACUCAGAGCGGAUGAGCUGUUAGGUCCAGGUCUUUUUCUUGUAAAAGGUCAUAGCCAAAGAAUCAUCUAGUAGAGUAACAUACUUCAGGCUUGUACGUUGUUGUCAGUUGAACGCCCCUAUAGUGAAAAACCCUGGGGCUGUGGGCCCAUAAACAAUGACCUGUAUGCCAGACUACCGGUCCAGCCUGAUCUCUGGUGACACUUCCUCGAUCCUGAUAAGGAGCUGUUUCACAACGCUGGUUGAGGAUUACUACGCACACAAACUUCUCUGCAGAGGGCUUAGCACAAUCUGGAAACCAAUAUGUUGGACCUGUGUCGCAGGAGGAAAGUACUUGCCAUCAUCAUCUUCUUCUGCCUUUUUGGAAACCUGCUACUUCUGAUUUUUCGGCGGCCUUCGAUAUUGAACAGGUUCCUUCAACAUGAAGCUGUAGAGUCCCAAUCUCUCCCUGUCCCUGGAGAGUCCCAAUCUGUCCCUGUUAAAAUGAAAAACACAACUGUUCUAGUGUGGUACUGGGCUUUUGGAAUCAAGCAGCACUGGGAGGGAGAUGUUUGCAAAGACAGAUAUGGCAUACCUAACUGUAUUUUGUCAGAUGAUCGGUCACUGUUUCCUCAGGCAGAUUUUAUCGUUUUCCACAACCGCGAACUGAUUAACAGACAAGAAAGGCUGCCGGAACAUUUGGCCCGUCCACCUAAUCAGGCAUGGGUGUGGUUCUCCAGGGAAAGUCCAGCGUAUAACGGAGACACCAGGUUCCUGGCUGGUAAAUUUAACUACACCAUCUUCUACCGACGUGAUGCAGACUUUUUUAACCCAUUUGGUUACUUGGUGCCACGAAAUUCUACUGGAAUGACGCUUGAUGAUUUUAUACCAAAGGAAAAGUCUUACUUGGCAUGUUGGGUUGUGGGGCACUAUGCGGCUGGUCAUGAGCGGACAAAGCUGUACCUUAAAUUGAAACAGGUCAUACCAAUUGAGUGGUGGGGGGCAGCAGCACACAGAGGCCUGCAUGGUGACCUCUUGUUACCCACAAUGUCUCACUGCUACUUCUACCUGUCCUUUGAGAAUUCAAUCUUCCGAGAUUAUAUCUCGGAGAAGGUGUGGAGGAACGCCUUUCAGUCUGGAGCUGUGCCAGUAGUAUUAGGUCCGCCCCGGAAGAACUACGAGGAGAUGUUGCCAGAAGGUUCGUUCAUUCACGUGAAUGACUUUAAGAACGUAGCGGAGCUUGGAGAGUUCCUCAAGAAACUGGCCGAGGAUAAGGAACGCUACGCGUCAUACUUCAAGUGGAAGCUGAACUACACUGUGGAAACCUUUAUGGGCAAUGAACAUUGGCUGGUGGAACCAUUUUGUCGAAUCUGUACCAAACAAAGCACCAUACAAAGGCCAAAGGUGUAUAAGGAUUUACAUGGUUGGCAAUGGAAAUGAAAUAUGACAUAAGCAUAACUAGACAAGUGUUGUUGGGAACUAGAAAAUGUGACGCUACGGCCUGUUUUUGUGCCCUUUGGAGCAUCCCCGAAGGUAUUGGGUUUGGUGUAGUGAUGGCCAAGACGAGGCUUUGUGAAACACUGGAACAGUUGAAACACUUGUGCCAUGAAAACAUGAAGUUCGCAUAGUGACAUCUAGUGGUAAUAUCUAUGUGCUAAUGCAGAAAGUCUGCAAAGUGAUUUACGCUUACGCUAACAAAAUGUGUACUGGGGUGAAUUUCUCGAAACCAAAGUUGCUUACUACAUUAGCUACUUUGUUGUUUUCAAUGCAUUUUCCCAUUGGCAACUACAGAAGUUGCUAACAGGCUAACAACUUCCCCUUUGAGAAACUCACCCCAGGUGCGGUGGCUCAAUGAGCUACGUUGCCAUACCAUUAUGCCGGUAACCAGGGUUCCAUUCUAGUCUGAUCCUUUACUGUCUCUCUCAACUGUCCUGUCUUU
Engraulis encrasicolus (European anchovy) is the source of this 1971-nucleotide messenger RNA. RefSeq names its product alpha-(1,3)-fucosyltransferase 7-like. Gene Ontology annotation, molecular function: alpha-(1->3)-fucosyltransferase activity. The transcript has 2 exons. Lineage: Eukaryota; Metazoa; Chordata; Actinopteri; Clupeiformes; Engraulidae. The coding region runs from base 357 to 1472 and encodes 371 amino acids. The record is from RefSeq and is a predicted model, not a curated record. Gene Ontology annotation, cellular component: membrane.